CUAGUUAAGGCGACCUAACCCCUGGUGUAGACAGUGCUAAGAAUUCUGGCAUCGGCGUCAGCUGUGUCUACACGGCGGGCAGCUGUAGUGUUCCAGGUGUGGACGAGCCCUUCGGGGCAGCUGAUGUCUAGAUCACAGGGUAGGUGGGGUCUAGGAUGUGUGUUGUGAUUGAUUUAUUUUUUUCUGUGUUUUCCCGUUUUGUUUCCCUUUCUGCUGGCUGCCCUUUGAAUCUCUGCUUCUUGGGGAAUAAACGGAUCCUUGCUUUCUCGACAACCAAAUCUAAGUGCCGGUGGAGCGGAGCCCUGGUCCAAGGCGGAACGGGGACGGUGGGGGUGUCCUCUGCCUUUAGAGUUGGGAAUUUGAUCCCGCGCCAUGGGCGGCCGGGCCGAGCCCCUGAGCCCCCUGACCCGCUGGUACAUCUACGCCAUCCACGGGUACUUCUGCGAGGUGAUGUUCACGGCCACCUGGGCCUUCGUGGCCGAGCGGGACUGGAAGUUCCCGGGCGUCACCAGCGUCUGGGCCCUGUUCAUCUACGGCACGUCCAGCCUGGUGCUGGAGCGGAUGUACCUGCUGCUGCGGGACCGCUGCCCCCUGCUGAGCCGCUGCCUGUGUUACACCCUCUGGAUCUACCUGUGGGAGUUCGCCACCGGCUACCUCCUGCGCCGGUUCGAUGCCUGCCCCUGGGACUACAGCCAUUUCCGCUACCACCUCAUGGGGCUGGUGACGCUGGAGUACGCCCUCUUCUGGUUCCUGGGCUCCCUGGUGCUGGAGAAGCUGGUCAUCGGGAACACCCUGCGUCUGCGGCUGGAGGAGCCCAGCCCCCCGGCCGCCCACGUCGUACCCCGCAAGGACACCUGAGCGCGACGCGGGCUGGGGCCGGCCGCCCCUCCCCGGACCGUCCUGCUGCAGCUCCCGGAGCUGCCUGACGUGAGAGCCGGGGGGGCGGCCCGGCGGGGUGGGGUGAAGCUCUGAUCGUCCCGUCCUCGCUCGCUUCCCGCCCCCGAGACCCUCCCGCUGCCCGGACCACUCCUGCUGCGUGGAACCCACCUGGCAUUCUGUCCCUCCCCCAGUGCCAAUACCGGGAGAUUCCCCGAGUCCACCAGGAUGGACCCUGGGCCCAGUUCUCAGCCCCACACGCCCCCAUCCCUGUGCUUGGUGGCAGAAUGGGGCGCAGGUGGCUUUUAGCCCCCGUUGGUGCUCUUCCCCGCCCAUUCUGGGCCAGGGUCAGCUAUGUUUCUCCGCGGCUGGUCUAUGCACCGGCACCGGUCCCUGAGAUCCGCCUGCCGCAGUUUAGGAGGGCAGCAAACCGGUCCCGGGUAUCAAAAGGGUUGAGAAACACUGGGAUAGAGCAACCUUGGGGCUGCUCUGAAUGGGUCUCUGCGCUCCAGCCAGGCCCCUGAUCCCCCCAGACAUGGUGGAGGGUUGUGCUCCACACCAGGUGGGAAGAUCCUCUUUAGGGGUUGGAAAUCUCAGGGGCGGGGGGCUCUGUUCCCCCCAGGGCUGCAUAAAGGACUCUUUGCAUAAUUAAUCUUUGCCCCCCUGGGGUGGGGCAGCUGCUCUUCUCAGGUGUCGCUACUGGAAGCUGGGGGUCCCCUUUUGCUGCUAGCUUUUUCUCAUGAUCGUGGCUCUGACAGGGGCCAGAGCCGCCCCCCAACUCAGGGAUCGGCCACAGUUCUGUUCACUCAGGUGCUGGGGAUACAACAUGUCAUUAAAAAGUUCUUUUGUUUCUCUAUCAUUGCCGAGUGACCAAUCCAUGAUUAACGCGCUUCAAUCUUCUCCUUCCCCUGGCCCCCACCCUGAAAACCAAUUCCUCCGCCCCCCCCACCAUACACCAGCAUCAGGCCCCGGGACAGAGCGCACAGACAGGGUACGGAGCUCCCAAACAGGA
Molecule: messenger RNA, 1888 nt
Organism: Caretta caretta (loggerhead turtle)
Lineage: Eukaryota; Metazoa; Chordata; Testudines; Cheloniidae
Product: transmembrane protein 229B
Source: RefSeq, a predicted model, not a curated record